UGUCAGAGCUACGGAACAUAGGAGGAACAGCCUUCUAGACAACACGAUGCGAAUCUCAACCAGCAGCAUGCUGGCAGCAACUGUUGCCUUGCUCCUUCUCCUCAUGGUGGGUCUUACCUCAAACAUGAAGACUGAAGGCCAGCGAGAAGCAUUGCUAUCCUCUCAGGCUGGCAACAAUGAUCCCUCUGACCAGCAAGAACAAGCAACCUUCUUCCAAGCUCUUGGGGGAAUGGGUGAACUCAAUUCAGAGGAAGGAGUGCAAUCCCACUCGGCGAGUCGCAAGGUGCGGGCAGCUGAGAAGUUCAAGGAGUUGGAAAGUCAGUCUCUUCUAAACAGAGCUCAGGAGGAAGAUCAGCAAGCCAACGAACUCGUGCUGCAUGCCAAGUCUUUGGCACAGAUGAUUUUGAGAAAGCAGGCCAUGGUUAAGAUCAGAAAGUGGAUUGCAGCAAAGCAGAAAGCAGAGUUGAAAAAGUCACUGCAACGAACGGCCACCAAAGAAACGAAGAAAAUUCAGAUUGAGCAUGCUACUAGUGUUGGCAAGGCCAGACGGAGUCAUGCAGAACACAAAAAGGCGAUCACAACCAGACUUGAACAGCAUUUCAAGCCUCCCACAGUAGAGAAAGCAAGAGCCAAGACCACGAUGGUCGAUGCUGUUCAUGCGCAUCACGCUCGAGAACAGCAGCUGAGCAGAGAUUUUUCUCUUCCCAUCCCUGACUACAAAAAAGAGUACAAGCAAUGGGAAUUCUCGAAGCUCAGGAGAUAUGCGAGGGAGCAUGACAUGUUCACGCGAAGUGACUUCUGCAACUCUGAUUCAGUGAUCCGAUCUGUGUCAAGGACCCAGUUGAAACAGUUUUUCGGCAAGAGCUGGCAGAGUGUACCAUACGACCUCCAUUCCCUGGCUGCGAUCACGACGUGUCUGAAGCAACUGGGUUUGGAAGCAUCAAAGGAUGGCGAGUUUGCUCAUGGCUCUCUCCGUGGGAAGUCCUCAACGAUUGUCGAUUGUGCGAAUGGCAAUGAAAAGGCAUGCUCAAAGCUCGCUUCUGAUCCCCAGGCCAUGUCUGAGAUGAAAAAGCUUCUACCCUCGGUUCAUCACAAAUAG
Messenger RNA from Guillardia theta CCMP2712, 1099 nucleotides. RefSeq lists its product as hypothetical. NCBI's taxonomy places the organism in Eukaryota, Cryptophyceae, Pyrenomonadales, Geminigeraceae. The transcript has 4 exons. The record is from RefSeq and is a predicted model, not a curated record. Bases 47 to 1099 code for a protein of 350 amino acids.